Messenger RNA from Lodderomyces pseudojiufengensis, 687 nucleotides. RefSeq lists its product as uncharacterized. Lineage: Eukaryota; Fungi; Ascomycota; Pichiomycetes; Serinales; Debaryomycetaceae. The record is from RefSeq and is a predicted model, not a curated record. The transcript has a single exon. Bases 1 to 687 code for a protein of 228 amino acids.
AUGUCAGUUGUUACCAUAUCAUCAACAGUAUUACUCAAUAUAUCAGAUAUAUUAGCAAGAGGUAUAAAACUAGAAUAUGGAGUAUUAUUAGGAUAUCAAGAUGGUGAUGAUUAUACAAUUGUAACGUCUUUUGAAUUUAGUAUAGAUCAUUUAUAUGCUAGAUUUAUGCAAUUACAACAAACUCAUCCUAAUUGUACAAUAAUUGGAAUAUAUCAUAUUAUAGAUUCAGAUAUAAAUUCUUCAACUAUUGCUAAAUUACAUGAAUUAAAUCAAUUAUGUCAAACUUUUGAGUUACCAAUUAUAUUAUCCCCAUUAUAUUUAACUUAUUCAACCACCACGAAAGAUAAAUUUCCAUUUAAAGCAUAUUCCCUCAAUACAAAUACAAAACUUGAUAUAAAAUUAACAAUAAAUGAAACAGAAAAUAUAGUUGUUUCAACAAUUGAUAAAUAUAAAAAUUAUACAUCAAAUAAAGUAGAUAAACAAAUAGAUUUAUCAAAACAUUUAAAAGAAUUGAAAAAAUUAAACAAAAAUUCAACGAAUCAGGCGUUAACACCUAAAGACUUACAACAAAUUGAAUACUCCAAACAUCUAAACUUACAAUUUAUUCAAUUAGCUUUAUUAACUGAACAAAAAAUUAAUUUAGAUAAAGUUAAUCAUCAAUUUGUUAAAUUAUGGAGAUUAAGUUAA